Trichomycterus rosablanca is the source of this 2226-nucleotide messenger RNA. RefSeq names its product apolipoprotein L, 1 (gene apol1). The record is from RefSeq and is a predicted model, not a curated record. Gene Ontology annotation, cellular component: extracellular region; membrane. Gene Ontology annotation, biological process: lipoprotein metabolic process; lipid transport. NCBI's taxonomy places the organism in Eukaryota, Metazoa, Chordata, Actinopteri, Siluriformes, Trichomycteridae. The coding region runs from base 158 to 2056 and encodes 632 amino acids. The transcript has 16 exons. Gene Ontology annotation, molecular function: lipid binding.
GAGAAGAGACCACUCCACUAACACUAGAGUCCCCAAACCCGGGUUAAAUCCACUAUUAAACACUAUUAAACUUUUAUAAUAAACUUUAUAAAGCGGGUUAAAGAGCUCAGGAUUAAAGUGUUAUAAUCCCUGAGGUGAAGAGGAGCUCCGGAUCAUCAUGGGGCGAGGAGGGAUGCUGGGUGGACUGUGGAGAGGUUCCCCUGACCCCCCCUCGGCCGGACGGCACAAACCUUCAGAGAACAAACAUCCACCCGGCGACCAAUCAGCAGUCUCUGCGCACUCUGAAAAUAAAGAGAGAACAGAGGAGGCGCCGCCCGUCCCUCCCAGACCCAGUGAAGAGGAGCUCAGAAGCACCAUCACACAUCGUCUGAUCAUGAAUCAACCCACCGUCCAUCAGAACCAGGAGCACACUGAUGGAAUAAAGAAGGAACGUGAUGAGGAGAAGAUGAAGAGCAGAGAAGAUCAAGACACGACCACAGCAGAACUUCAGAGGAUCAUGAAAUCCAAGAAUCCUGGACGUGUCCACGUUCCUCUGAAGACGGAUGAGCAGGAAGCCGCCGCUGGCAGUAACUGUACCGAGGAUGAAAGUGACGAGUUUUCUGUAAAUAAGAACCAGACUGAUGAGGCUGAUGAGGAGAAGAUGCCGAAGAAGACGAAAAUGAAGAAGAAGAAUCCGUUCAUGCCUCACGUAGUGAAAAAGGGUCACGUGGUGCAGAAGAAGAGGGGCGAGAUCGAACCUGUGGAGAAGAAAUCCCUGGUGGAGCAGCUGAACGAGCUCCGUCUGGAUCGAGCUCACCGCGACGAACACGAGGAUCUUGAGAGCCUCAUGGAGUGGUGGAGCACGGUGAAACAAUGGGAGCCGACGACCAAAGAUGAAGACAUGACGGAAAAAGAAGAAGCCAAAGCGUUCGCGGUGACGGCGGAGAGGGUUCAGCGCGGCAUGCGCGUCUUUAACCAGCUGUACUCGGAGCGAGCCGAGGCCCUGUGGCAGCACGUCAUCGACCUGUACGCCAUCGCCGACGCCCUCGACCGCUUCAGCUGGAGGACCAAAGUGGCUCAGAUCACCGGCGGCUCCACCAGCGCCGUGGGGGGCGUGGCCACCAUAGCCGGCCUGGCCCUGGCGCCGGUCACCAUGGGAACGUCCCUGAUCGUCACGGCGGUGGGGCUGGGCGUGGCCACGGCGGGCGGACUGACCUCUGCCUCCGCCGGCAUCUCCAGCGCCGUCAACGACUCCCUGGACCGCAAGAAGGUAGAGCGCAUCGUCCAGGACUUCCAGACCAAGAUGGCCGACAUCGACAAGUGCACCAGGUUCAUCAAGAGAGGCGUGGAGAACCUGCGCCAGCUCAACGCACCCCGGGUGACAAAGAUGAAGGUGAGCGAUAACGAUUUCCCAAAACUCACCAGCGUGUACGAGGACGGCGCCAUGGCGGGUAAAGCCGUGCUCACCAACGCCAGAGAGAUCGCCCGUGUGACGCAGGUGGCCAUGGCGACGGGUGGCACGGCGGCCCGGGCGGCACAAGUGGCCUCCAUGGCUACGGGCGUCCUCUCCGGACUCUUCGUGGCGAUGGACGUUUACUUCGUGGCCAAGGACUCACGGGAACUGAGGAAGGGAGCCAAGUCGGAGUUCGCCAAGAAGAUCCGAGAGGUGACGGAACAGCUGCAACAGGGACUGGUGGAGCUCAACGGCAUCAGGGACGAACUACAGCUCUCAGGGAUCUCCACCAGCACCAACAGCUCCAUCAACACCAUCUCCAACAUCUCCACCACCUCAAACACCUCCACCGACACCAUCUCCAAUCCCAACUUCACCUCAAACACCUCCAACAUCACCUCCACUCCCUCCCACACCACCACUAACAUCUCCAACACUGACACCUCCACCAACACUUCCAACACCUCCACCACCAUCUCCACCAACACCUCCACCGUCACCAGCUCAUCCUGUACCUUCACCUCAGCAGACGUCUCAUCCACCCCUGCCGUUCCAGCAGAUACGUCCUCCAGCUCUGGUACUAAAGGAGUUCCAGCAGGAAUGGUUCCUGUUACACAGUCCUGAUGUUGUGGGCGUCCAAACUUCUCCUCUUCACAAAUCAGCUCAGUAUGUUUUAACAGGGGUGCACAAACUUUUGCAAACAACAAUAAUAAUGAACAAACAGUCGCUAUUUUUAGAUGGUUUUAUUUGUAUUUGUAGUUUAUAUUAUAUAUUAAUAUUUUAAAUGGCCAAAA